This is a messenger RNA of Coregonus clupeaformis (lake whitefish), 3267 nucleotides long. RefSeq names its product uromodulin-like 1 (gene umodl1). The transcript is spliced from 18 exons. Lineage: Eukaryota; Metazoa; Chordata; Actinopteri; Salmoniformes; Salmonidae. Gene Ontology annotation, cellular component: cell surface. Gene Ontology annotation, molecular function: calcium ion binding; protein binding. The record is from RefSeq and is a predicted model, not a curated record. The coding region runs from base 1 to 3267 and encodes 1088 amino acids.
AUGUUGUUUGCUGGCACUGACAGUGCCAUGGCAGAUUCUGGGGACUGUGGGAGCAAGGGAGGAGGAGAUCAGGGGGUGUGGAUGAUGAGGGGAAAGAAACUCAGAACAGUUACCAACAACUCAGCUCUGAAAAUGGACGUGCAGCGUGGUCCUAGAAUACGUGCCGUAUUUCAUUUAUUCAAGAUGAGUUGGAUGUCCUCACUCUUUCUGGCCGCAGCCUUUCUGGACCUCUGUAGGGGACACAACACUUUGUUUGAAGGAUAUGACCUGUCUAUGUCCAGCUACCACCUGUGUACUGGACAUGAGAGCAGGGUGGUGAGUAAAGUGUUGUCCUAUAAGACCUCUUACGCGGACAGGAGGUCAUGUGGCGGCUGGCUACCCUGGAAGAUGUGUGAGGUCACUCUUUACAAAAAGGCCUAUCGGACUGAGUACAUGAAUGUCACCAAAGACGUUUUGAGGUGUUGUGAUGGCUAUGAACAAGUGGGCAGCUACUGUGCUUUACCUAUGAACAGAAGUGGAGAGUUCACUGCUAAACCAGGGUCCUGUCCAGAGGGUGUAGUGGAGGCACACAGGAGUGGAGGGUGCAGUAGAGGCUGGUGCUUCCACGUCAUUGUGACUGCGAAGACAGAUUACCAGCGGCUGAUAUCCAUGGAUGGGGGAAUCCUGAACCACACAAGGCUGUUGCACUCUGUGGUGACUGGAGCACUGGACUUCUAUGACGUCUCUGUAUACUACAUCAGCUCCUGGCCAAUAGGACCAUUUAGAACCACCUCCUCUCUGCUGAUUGGUUCCCCUGAAACUCUGUCCCUGUCCAACACGAUCACAAAGCUGCACCUUCUUCUCAAACACAUUGAAGAAGUCACCUCGGUGUCAGUUGAAGAUAUGAAUGAGUGUACCCAUGCCGCUCUCAGCAGAUGCUCACGUCAGGCAGACUGUACCAACACAGAGGGCUCCUACAGCUGCACCUGCCAUCCAGGAUUCAUUGAUCUCAACCUCAACAACACAGGGGUACGCUGCCAAGCUGCUGACCCUGUGACCUCAGCCAUGCCCAGUAAUGCCACUCAUAUGUUCCGCCCCCUCUGUACCGGCAUGGCAGACACAUCACCAGCAGAGCAGCACUAUGCCCCAAACCAGCCUGGAGCCCACUCUGAUGGUGUCCCUGAGUACCCCGCCCCCAUCACCAACCUGCAGGCUUCCAAUGUCACUGGCUCCUCCUUCUGCGUGUCCUGGAUGACUGGCCAAUCCCAGAGCAGGCUUAGCUUUCUGGUGGUGCUAAUGGAGGGGUCAAAGGUCAGGGGACGCUGGGAGACGGGGCUGUCAGUCUGGGAGGUGACAUUGUUGAAGCCUGGGGUUCUUUACAACGUUACUGUCAUUCCCUGUCCCUAUGGGAGCCAGGGGGCCAGCCUGCUGCUGCUGGUUAAGACUGCUGCACAGACACUUGGAGCAACAGCUCGCCUGACCAAUAUGCAGUUCACUGAUGCCCUGCUGGACCCCACUAGCCAGGAGUAUCAGAAUCUUAGUCCUAGUAUUGAGGAAGAGAUCCUCCAGUCUCUCCCUCCUGAUAUUCUGGCCCUGGUGAACUCAGGAGAUGUGAGGUUUCAGAUCAUAGGCCUGGCCCCUGGCAGUGUAGUAGUGAACUUCACCAUAAUCUUCACACCCAGUCAGUCCCAGGACAUCCUGAACGGGUCCUCUGCUCUGAUGCAGGCCCUACAGAACAGCUCCAGAUACACUGUUGACAGGAACAACACCAGCAUAGAUGAUGUUGAUGAGUGCAGUACAGGGGACAUGGACUGCUCCCCAUGGGCCAUGUGCACUAACACCUGGGGCUCCUACAGCUGUCUCUGUCUGGAUGGAUUCACGGACUCUAACCCCUCCAGGCCGGGACGGGGCUGUUCAGCUCCUUUGACCACAACCACAACCACACCUAUGUCCAUCACGACAGCUGUCCAGACGACCACAGCUCCAGCUACAACCACAACCACAACCACAACAAACACUCCGGUUACAACCAACAAUACAGUUUCAACCACUACCACCUACAAUACAACCUCAAUUACAACCAACAAUACAGAUGCAGCUACAAUGAACUCACCAGUUACAACCACUGCCAACAAUACAGUUAGAAUCAACAACACAGUUUCAACCAAAACUGUAGUCACAAUCACAACCAUGGCCCCAGUUACAACCUCAACCACCACUGAAGUUCCUACAACAACGACCAGCGGUCUCAUCAAAACCAGUCUGCAGCCUGAGACUCCUACAUCUCUGGCUCCUCUGGUCUCUUAUACGGAAGCCAUCUCAGUGGAGUGCAGGCCCAGUGCCAUCACAGUGACGGUGGCCAGGGACUUCCUGUGGGCGGGGCACAUCGGGGACUCUUCCCUGUUCCUAGGGAGACAGGAGUGUGGCGUGAACGGAGGGAACAGUAGCCACGUCCAGCUGACGGUGGCUUGGGAUGAGUGUAACACACAGCUUUUACAUGUGAGCCAGUGGCUAGAGGGUGCUACCUACUGCCCCCCUAACAGCACUCACUACACUGCUCAGGUGAAUCUGUACAACUCUAUGAACUCUCAGCUCUUGCCCGACGACACUACAAGGGUUUCCACAGUACGGCUGAAGGUCCCCAUCAUAUGUACCUUCAGGAGGAGCAUCAUCAUCUCCUCUGGUUACAGCACCACAGGGUAUGAUAUGAUCAAAGAUGCCGUCAUGGGCUCAGGGACGUUCCAUGUGAUGAUUCAGCUCCUGAGUGGAAUGUCCCCCCUCCCCCAGAACCACAGCAUGUCUCCUGAGGAGGACGUUGUGGUCGAGGUCAGCGUUGACUCCACAGUUGCCCAGAUCAAAGUGGUCAUCAACAAGUGCUGGGCCACCCAGAGCAGCAACUCCUUGGAACCAACAACCUAUGUUUUCCUGGAAAACAGCUGUCCCCUCCCAAACACAUACACCACAGUCGUGGAGAACGGCAACUCCAGCAAGUCUCGCCUGUCUCUUCGCAUUUUCUCCUACGUCAACCUGAAUGUCAUCUACCUGCACUGCCAGAUUCAGAUCUGUAUCGAGACUGGCUCGGCCACCUGCCAGCCUGUGAUGUCCGUCAAAGAGAGAGCUGAUACUCUUCGUCUGGUGGGCUACAGUUUACUGGGAAUAGGACUAUUCCUCCUCUUUAUCGGGAGUCUCUCUUCCUUGUUCUUCUACCACAGGAAGCGAAUUGGAACCUACAGCUUCAGCCUCAAACCCAAGCAAGAUAACUUUACCUAUCAUGUUUUCGAUACUUAG